CAGGGCAAAAAGACAUUGGCCUUGAAGGACACCGCACAUCCCAGCCCCCAGCCUUGGCAUCCCAGCAAUGAAAUAUAAAGGCUGGAGGCUGCCUGAGAUGAGGAAUCUUUUGCCAGUGGACUGGAACAGUGGAAGGAUUAGAGUCCUUUUUGGUGGAAUUAAAGAUAGCUGAUACUGCAGGCAUGAACAAUCAAGCUCAGGUAAAAAAAAUAUCAUUAGCUAUAUUUUAGGCCAAAAUGCUCACAGUGUCAUUUGUAGACAUUAGCAGUAAAACCAUUUAUUCCUUGUUCAAUUUAACAUAUGACACACCUGUAAAAUAACAGGAGCACCUGAAAAGGCAAAGGGACAUUCUUGCUUACCGAAUGAAAAAACUGUCAGUGAAGCAAAUGGACUUCAGCGUAAGUCAUGACAUUAUUACUUCUAACCUUUGUGUUUCAUAGAAAGGGCUGGGUGAAUAAGUAUGCUACAUGAUUUGUAUGGGGCAAUACUUUAUACUUCUAUUAUACCACUUCUCUCAGAAAAAGACAGAGGAACUGAAAGACAAGAUAAAGAAGAAAUAUGAUGACAUGAAACGAGUGCUGGAUGAGGAUCUGCGGAUCACACUGUGCCAGUUAGACAUGGAGGAGGAGGCCAUGGAACGAGUCAUUGAGGAGAACAUAGAGAGGUGCUACCACCUAACUCAGGAUCUGGACCAGCAGCUGGCUGAGAUAUCUACUCAGCUGGAAGAGGACAAACAACACAGCUCUGACAGGAUCUCAGUGACAGAAGGAAGGAUAAUGGAGACUCUGAAGCUUACUGACCCAGAGCUGAUCCACAUAGAUGAAUUCAAGAACGAGCAGCUGCUCAGUUUGACCAUCAAUUUACUGCUGUUCAUACGCUCGCAGGUCCCUGUUACCAAGAAACUCUUCCAGAGCUAUGCCCAAGAGGUGGUCCUGAACCCUGACUCUGCUCACCCAAAGCUCAUCAUUUCCCCUGCUGGAGAUUCGGCUACAUACACAGACACCUGGCAGGAAGUGCCAGAGAAUCCCCUCCGCUUUGACACCACGCUGAAUGUUAUAAGCCGAGAGGGCUUCAAAAAGGGAUGCAACUACUGGGAGGUACAGGUCAGUGGUAAAACGUACUGGGAGCUAGGCGUCACCUAUCCCAGUAUCCCCCGUAAGGGUCGUGAGGAGGACUGCUGGCUGGGCCGCGGGCCUGCAUCCUGGUGUGUGGAAUACUUCAAUGGUGACUACACAGCCUGGCACAAUGGGGUCCCCCAUGAGCUAAUCCACAUAACUGGAAAGAUCUUCCAGCGCAUCGGUGUCUUCUCCAGUUCUUACAGCGGCCUAGUGUGUUUCCUCGGGGCAGACACCAUGACCCCGCUCUAUAGUUUUUGUGCAGGCACGUUCACAGAUGCACUUCACCAGGCUGUCUGUCCUGGCCAUGACAACCAGGGCACUAACUGGAAACCACUGCUGAUUUGCGAUGCCUCUAGAUCUGCUCCCAUUCUAUGAUGGAAAAAGCAAAGGAGGAAAGGGGAAGUGCAGGACUUUGGUACUGAACAGUCCGAACUGAUAAAAGUACUGCUCUUUGGAGGUAUAUGUGAAUGAUGUGCGAAAUGUUGAUAAAAGAAUGACAGAACACAUCAAGGUGUAUUUUGGUUUUAAUACAACUAAAUAAGUUUACAAAGGCA
This is a messenger RNA of Pygocentrus nattereri (red-bellied piranha), 1672 nucleotides long. Its product is annotated as probable E3 ubiquitin-protein ligase TRIML1. Lineage: Eukaryota; Metazoa; Chordata; Actinopteri; Characiformes; Serrasalmidae. The transcript has 4 exons. Bases 468 to 1493 code for a protein of 341 amino acids. The record is from RefSeq and is a predicted model, not a curated record. Gene Ontology annotation, molecular function: protein binding.